Messenger RNA from Anolis carolinensis (green anole), 14800 nucleotides. It is a transcript of the gene vps13d, whose product is annotated as vacuolar protein sorting 13 homolog D. The transcript is spliced from 70 exons. Gene Ontology annotation, biological process: protein retention in Golgi apparatus; mitochondrion organization; protein targeting to vacuole. NCBI's taxonomy places the organism in Eukaryota, Metazoa, Chordata, Lepidosauria, Squamata, Anolidae. Gene Ontology annotation, cellular component: extrinsic component of membrane. Gene Ontology annotation, molecular function: protein binding. The record is from RefSeq and is a predicted model, not a curated record. The coding region runs from base 201 to 13310 and encodes 4369 amino acids.
GCCCUGCGCGCACUAGGUAAACAGGAAGUGGGCUGUCUAGGGCAGAGCGGUCGAUGUCUCUGCGCUCUCCUCGCCGUUCUGCGUCGCGACGCAGGUCAGAACUAGACCGGUUUGGCCUCGGGAAGGGAGAGCAGCCGUUCUCCGUUUAACAAUGGAAGAGGGCAUCCAGGAAUGACCGAGGCGCCCUGCUCACCUUCGUCAUGUUGGAGGGAUUGGUCGCCUGGGUCCUCAACAAUUACCUGGGCAAAUAUGUCAGUAACUUGAACACGGAUCAACUCUCGGUCGCGCUCCUGAAAGGUGCCGUAGAGUUGGAAAACUUACCGCUAAAGAAAGAUGCAUUGAAGGAGCUGUUUCCUUUCGAAGUCAAAGCGGGCUUCAUUGGGAAGAUCACGCUCCAGAUCCCCUUCUGCCGGCCCCACAUCGACCCCUGGGUGAUCUCCAUCUCCAAGCUGCACCUGAUCGGCUCGCCCGAGAGGCGGGAAGACCUCGACGAGGAGCAGGAGGAGCUUUUGGAGAAAGAGAACAAGAAGGCCCUGCUGCUGGCCCUGGAAGAGAGGUGGAAAAAAGAACGGGAGCAGGCCGCCGAGUCGUACUGGUAUUCGGUCACUGCCUCAGUGGUCACAAGGAUUGUCGAGAACAUUGAAUUAAACAUCCAGGAUGUCCACCUCCGGUUUGAGGACAGUGUCACCAGCCCUUCCCAGCCGUUUGCCUUCGGCGUUUGCAUCAAAAAUGUCUCCGUGCAAAACGCAGUCAACGAACCAGUGGAGCAACGGAUGAAGAAGAAGCAGCUGGACGUUGCAGACUUCAGCAUCUACUGGGACCCUGACGGCGCCUUCUUGGGGGACCUCCCGCCCGGGGAGCUGCAGGGCGCCAUGGACCGGAGCAUGGAGAGCGGCGCCCACCGCUACGUGGUGGAACCGGUGUGUGCCUCGGCGCUGCUCAAGCGCAACUGCUCCAAGGAGCCCCUCCGCUCCCGCAACGCCCCACGGCUCGAGUUCGACAUCCAGCUCGAGACCAUCCCGCUCAAGCUCUCCCAGACGCAGUACCGGCAAGUCAUGGAUUUCUUGAAGGAACUGGAUCGGAAGGAGAGGCAGCUCAAGUUCCGGCGGUGGAAGCCCAAGGUCGCCGUCUCCCAAAACUGCCGGGAGUGGUGGAGGUUUGUGCUGAACGCGCACAUUGCGGGGAUCCGAGAGCGGCGAGAGCGGUCCUCCUGGGCGUUUGCGCUGCACCGGGCCCGGGACGCCGUCCUCUACACCGAGCUCUACGCCAAGAAGCUGAAAGAGAUGGAGCUCUUCGACGAGGAGCAGGAGGAAAUGGAGCGCAUCGAGGACGAGCAAAGCUUCGAAGAGCUGAAGAUCUUGCGCGAGGUGGUCUACAAGAAGAUCCGCGAGUUGGCCGAGAGCAUCAAGGAGCCCGUGUCCGACACCUUGGAGGCCGAGUCCGAGGCGGAAUUGUCCUCUUCUGCCUCCGGCCGCGGGAGCCGUAGCGGGAUGUUGCAGUACCUCCAGUCCUGGUUCCCCGGGUGGGGAGGGUGGUACGGAGAGGCCCCGGGGGGAGCCAUGGACGCCGCCGACACCUUCGAGGAGCUGCUCUCCGAAACGUCCGGGGAGUGGAGGCCGGAAGAGGCGGCCGAUGAGCUCUUUGACCCCGCGGCCGACGUCUCCAACCUGAACGCCUUCCUGAAGCGGGACCACGUCUUGGCCAAGCUGAACCUCCAGCUCCAGGGCGGCUCCGUCGCUUUGCUCCACGCCGACGAAUGCGCCUUCAUGCAGCUGGAGUUCUCGGGCGUCACGAUCUUGGCGGAGACCCUUCCUCGCAGGAACUCCUCGCUCUUCCGUGUCCAGCUGGGAAGCCUCUUCCUCCGCGACCUGGCCACCGAGGGCACCAUCUUCCCCCUCCUCGUCUUCCCCAACCCCCAAAAAGAAGUUGGUUGUGCCUCUUCCAUUGGCCUCCAGGCUUCUUCCGAUGCAAAUAAGCAGAGUGCGGCCGCGGAUCCCGCCGUCCCGGUUUUCGAGAUGUUGUACGAGACGAACCCCGUCCGCAGCCGUUUCGAGCGGCGCCUGGAAGUCAGCACCCAGCCGCUGAACAUUAUUUACAACCCGCAAGCCAUUCGCAAAGUGGCUGAUUUCUUCUACAAGGGGAGAGUCCACACCUCAGGAUUCGGGUGCCAGUCCGAGCUGGAGCUGCGAGUAGCCGAGGCCGCGCGGAGGCAGUACAACAAGCUGAAAAUGCAGACCAAGGCGGAGAUCCGGCAAACCAUCGACCGCUUGCUCGUGGGAGACUUCAUUGAGGACAGCAAGCGCUGGACCGUGUGCCUGGACAUUUCCGCCCCACAGGUCAUCUUCCCCGACGACUUCAAAUUUCCCGACCCAGUCUUGGUUGUGAUCGACUUGGGGAGAAUGCUGCUCACCAAUUCUCAAGAGGAGCACAAGAAGAAGAGUCCGGGCGGCCCUUCCUCGGAGCUGAGCGACUUGAGUGACGACGAGUACAAGACCCCGCUCGCCACCCCUCCCAGCAGUCCCCCUCCCGAAGCCGAGGCAGAAAACAAGGAGUUCGAAUUCUCCGGGGUCGAAAUCAGUGAGGAGCAGCUCCAGGCCCACCUGAUGAGCAAAAAAAUGUACGACACCUACAACCUGUCCUUCAUGGACCUCCAGAUCAUGGUGGGGCGCGUGAGGGACAACUGGAAGUACGCCCAAGACAUCGCGGUCGGGCCCACCCACGUGGUGGAGAAGUUCAACGUCCACUUACAGCUGGAGCGGAGGUUGAUUUACACCUCGGACCCCAAGUACCCCGGGGCGGUCCUGUCGGGGCACCUGCCCGACCUGAAGAUCCACAUCAACGAGGACAAAAUCAUGGCGCUGAGCAACUGCUUCGGGAGGUUGACCGCUUCCGAGUCCGCGACGGCGAGUCCUUCUCAGUCGCGGAAGGAGGCCGGCUCGGCCGACCUGGACCAGCGGGGAAGCUUGCACAGCUCCGUGAUGAACUUGACGCAGAGCGUGAUGGUGGUGGAGCAACACACCAAAGAGGUCCUGGUCGAGUCCCAGCUCCUCCUGGCCGAGUUCCAAGUCAACUGCAUGCAGCUGGGGGUGGAAAGCAACGGGCGGUACAUCUCGGUCCUCAAAGUCUUCGGCACCAACGCCCACUUCAUCAAGCGCCCCUACGACGCCGAGGUCUCGCUCACGGUCCACGGGUUGCUUUUGGUCGACACCAUGCAGACGUACGGCUCGGACUUCGACCUCUUGGUGGCCUCCCAUAAGAACCUCAGUCUGGACGUUCCGACCGGGAGUUUGCGGGACCGUCGGACGCACUCCCCCGUCGGGGCGCCCGGCGAGGAUGGGAAAUUUCCCGGACCAGCGAGCCGUGUAGCUCCGCACGACGAGUCCUUGAUCAAGUUGGAGUACCAGUUUGUGAGCACGGAGUGCCCGUCGAUGAACCUGGACAGCACCCUGCAAGUGAUCUCGGUGCAGAUGAACAACCUGGACAUCAUCCUCAACCCGGAGACGAUUGUAGAGUUGAUUGGCUUCCUCCAGAAGUCCUUCCCGAAGGAGAAGGAUCAUUCCAGCCCUCAGCCGUUGAUGACGGAGGCCGAACGGCAACUCAGCGAGCAUGAAACGUUCCAGUUCACCCACUCCCAAAACACGGAAGUCACCGUAGAUAUCCACUGGUUGAACGUCCUCUUGCUGAGGACCGUCACCGUGAUGAACGGGGAGAAGCUGGGCCGGAAGAUCGCGACGGCGAGCGUCGGGGGCACCAAAGUGAACGUCUCCAUGGGUACUAAGCUGGACGUCAACGGAUCUCUUGGAUGCCUGCACUUGAUGGACUUGACCCAGGACGUCAAAAACCAGUACGUCGUGAGCAUCGGAAAUACUGUACGAUACGAGAACCUGAUUCGGGACGCGAGCUGUUCCAGGCCCGCGUUUCUCCCAUUUGACGACGCGGGGAACCUCCCGGAUGCGUUGAGCUUCACGUUCACCGAGCAGUCGAAGGAGGAGUGCUCACUCCACCUCAAGAUGGCCUCGCUGCAUUACAACCACUCUGCCAAGUUCUUGAAAGAGCUCUCGCUCUCCAUGGACGAGCUGGAGGACAACUUCCGCGGCAUGCUGAAGCACGCGGCGACACGCGUGACCACCGUCCUGGCCACCAAGACCGCCGAGUACAGCGAGAUGGUGUCCCUGUUCGACACGGCGCCGCGGUCGAGGGACCCCUUCAACCUGGAAAGCGGCGAAGGAGAGGAGUCCGUCCCGGCCCGCUCCAAAACUGAGCCCAUCAAACUCAUUCUGGACGUGAACAUCGAGUCCCCGGUUGUGUCGAUACCCCGGAGACCCGGGAGCUCGGAACUGCUGGUCGGACAUCUCGGGCAGAUCUCGAUCCGGAACUUCGUGGCGGGAGAAGACAACCUGAGGAAUGACCGGCUGCAGGUGGAAAUCAGGGAUAUCCGGUUGUAUUCGCUCAACAGCAGCCACGUAACGGGGAAGAAGGAAAGCGUGUCGGAGGUGCUGCACGGGUCUUCGGUCGCCGGCAGCAGUCAGGAAGACCCGCAAUUCACUCGCCACGACUUCUUCGAAUCCUUACAUAAAGGCCAUGCUUUCCACAUCUUGAAUAACGCGACCAUCCAGUUCGAACUGGAGAAAAUCCCGGUGGAGCGGGACGCGGAGCUGGCUUUCUCCGCAGACGAGGAUGUCGAAAUUUCCAGCCUGAUGCGGAUCGAGGGCAAAUUUGUCAAUCCUUUGCAGGUGGUUUUGGCCAAGCACGUUUACGAGCAAGUCUUACAGACGCUCGACAACUUGGUCUGCAACGAGGAUUUGACCCACCCGCCGUCCGGAUUUCCCUCUUCGAAAUGUCCCAGCUCUGAUUCUCCUUCGGCGUUGAUUGGCAGCACGAGCUCUGAUUUUUCCCUCGAGAGAAAGGAAAACGGGCUCUUCAGUCAUUCCGGGUUCGGCACUCCGACCGGCAAAUUCGCCCCUUCCAAGGAAACGACGCCGUCCUUCACCCAGAUCCAAGCCACCUUCCAUCUCUCGGAGCUCCAGGUCCAGCUCAGCGGAGACCUGACCCUCGGAGCCCAAGGCUUGGUCAGCUUGAAAUUCCAGGAUUUUGACAUUGAGUUUGCCAAGGACCACCCUCAGACCUUGUCCAUCCAGAUCGCCUUGCGUUCGCUGCUCAUGGAGGACCUUCUGGAGAAGAACCCGGACUCGCAGUACAAGAACCUCAUGGUCUCGCGUGGGGCACCCAAGCCGUCCGGCCUGGCCCACAAGGAGUACCUGUCCCAGUCCUGCCCCUCGGUGUCCAACGCCGAGUACCCUGACAUGCCCCGCUCCCUGCCUUCCCACAUGGAGGAGGCCCCAAACGUCUUCCAGUUUUACCAGCGGCCGACGUGGGCCCCCCACAAGAAACUCAAGGAAGACGAGGGCCUGGGUUGUCCGUUGACGCCUCCGCCGUCUCCCACGGCAAACGAGUCGCACCCGCCGUCCGGAAAGAGCGACUUCGACGACUCCCUGGUCCACAUCAACGUCUUGCUGGUGGACAAGAAGCACCCGGCGUUCGCCACGUCGUACGGCAAGAUCAGCCGUAGCGUGGAUGUUGACUUCAACUGCUUGGACGUCCUGAUCACCCUGCAGACCUGGGUGGUGAUCCUGGACUUUUUUGGGAUCGGCUCCACUGCCGAGAAUCACAGCAUGAAGUCGCAGCCCGGGGACGUCCAGCUCCCCGUCAAGUCCGAAGCCAGCGCCUCGCCCGCCUUGGAGGCCCAGGAUGCCGUCAAUACCAAAGUCGACCUCAAGGUCCAUUCUCUGUCCUUGGUCCUGAACAAGGCCACCAACGAACUGGCCAAGGCCAACGUCUCCAAACUGAUCACUCAUGUGGACAUGAUCGAAGGGGACCUGUCCCUCCACGGAAGCAUCGGGAGCUUGUCCCUAAGCGACCUGACUUCGCACGGAGAGCUUUACCGAGAGCGCUUCACCACCAGCGGGGAAGAGGCCUUCAUCUUCCAAGUGUACAAGUAUGGCCGGCCCGAUCCUUUGCUGCAGAGGGAUUGUGACGUGCGCAUCAGCCUGCGCAUGGCGUCGGUGCGGUAUGUCCACACACAACGUUUCCAGGCGGAAGUCGUGUCUUUCAUCCAGCACUUCACGCAGCUCCAGGACGUGUUGGGCCGCCAGAGAGCGGCGAUCGAGGGGCAGAUGGUGAGAGACCAGGCCCAGCGCUCCGCCCGGGUCCUCCUGGACAUUGAAGCCGGGGCUCCUGUCCUCCUCAUCCCGGAAAGCUCUCUGUCCAAUCACCUCAUUGUCGCCAACCUCGGGAAGCUGAAGGUCAAGAACCGGUUCCUCUUCGCCGGGACCGCCGGCACCUUCUCUCUCAAAGAUAAGCAGGAUUCUGUUCAACUCUCUUCUCCGCUGGGGACCCCCAAGCACAGCAUGAAGAAAACCCCGAGCGCCGACGAGUCCAAGGCGGCAUCGGGAACUCCGGAAGGUUUGUUUAUGAAAUCGUCGUCCUCGGGACCAAAUCUGAACAGACUGAAAAGCGAGUCCGUGGUGGGCGGUGCGACUAAACCGCCCAAAUCUCCGGAAAGUCCUGAGGAGCACGUCUGCCUGUUAGACUGCAUUGUGGUGGACCUGCAGGACAUGGAUAUUUUUGCGGCGGAACGGUUCUCCCGGGAAUAUUCCGAGGCCACGGAGGAGGCCCAGGCCGACCUGACCUUCCCGUCCUUUGUGAUCCGGCAGGCGGGCGGGAGCCUCUUGACCGAGCCUUUCCGCCUCAAGCUGCAAGUCGAAAGGAACUUGGACAAGGAGAUAAGUCACGUGGUUCCGGAUAUCUCCGUCCACGGCAUCCUGUCCUCGAUCCUUUGCUCCCUGGACCUGGACAAAUACAAGCUGAUCCGAGGGCUCCUGGAGAACAAUUUGGGGGAGCCGAUCGAGGAAUUCAUGCGGCCGUACGAUUUGCAAGACCCGAGAAUACACACCGUUCUGAGUGGCGAGGUGUACACUUGCAUGUCUUUCCUCAUCGACAUGGUCAACGUCAGCCUGGAGUUGACGAAUCCGCAAGGGAAGCGUGGCUCGCUCGCCAGGUUCGACUUCAAGAAGUCCAAGUUGCUUUUUGAAAGCUUUUCGAACCAAACCAAGUCGAUCAACUUGGUCUCCCACUCCAUGAUGGCCUUCGACACCCGCUACGCCGGGCAGAGAGCGACGUCGGGGAUGCCGAACGUCUUCCAUUGCAUCUUCCAGUCGUCCAAGAACAGCACUUCCCAGGGAGCCAUCCAGAUUGAGCUCCAUUACAGGUCCACCAAGGAUUCCUCCUUCUUCACGGUGGUCCUGAACAACCUCCGGGUCUUUCUCAUCUUCGACUGGCUGGUGCUGGUGCACGAUUUCCUCCGGACGGCGAGCGAGGCCAGGAAGCAGCCCGGCCCUUUGCGGCAGCGCCAUUCCAGCAGCGAGGCGGCCGUGGCCGUGGUCCCCAAGGCGGUGAAGAGUGGCAUCGUCACCAAGCGCUCCUCGCUCCAGCUCUCCGCAGAAAAGCAACUGGAAGUCAAGAUCAACGUGACGGAUACCGAAUUCGUCGUGGUUGAAGACAUGUCCUGUGCGGACACCAAUGCCAUUAUUCUCAAAGGGACCACCGUCCUCACGUACAAACCCAAGUUGGUCGACCACCCUUUCUCGGGAAGUUUGUCCGGCAUUGAGGUUUUCUCUUGUCGCCUGGGAAACGAGCAGGAGACAGCCCUCUCCAUCAUCGACCCGGCGCUCAUCCAGGUGGAGCUUGUGGGCAGCUCUUCCUACCCGAGCGGGUCGGGAUUGCUGGACGCUUUUAACAGCGAGGAUUUCCCGCCCAUCCUAGAGAUCCAGCUGCAAGCCCUGGACAUCCGUCUGUCUUACAACGAUGUCCAGCUCUUCCUGGCCAUCGCCAAGUCCAUUCCCGGCCAGACCGGCAGCAGCAGCACUGUUGGCGGACCUUGUUCCUCAUCCACGGGCACCAGUGUAUCUACUUCUCCUUCGGGUUCCACUCAGGCGAAGGAGGUCUCCGGGCUGGCGUUGGAUGUCACGGAGACAUCGAGACACACUUUGGAUCCCGUUCUCGAAGUGCAGCUCGCCCGACUACAGGAACUGGGCUUCAGCCUCGACGACUGCCGGAAAGCUCUCCUGGAUUGCCAAGGUCAGCUGAAGAAAGCGGCGAGCUGGCUGUUCAAGAACGCGGAGCCGCUGAAGUGCCUCCCGCCCGACCCGAACUCCCGCGACUCCCACGGCCCGUCCUCGGCCCUUCGCUGGGUCUCCGGUCUCGACGUGAAAGCCGAGAGCAUCUGCAUCUGCUUCAUCGACGACUGCAUGGACUGCGACGUCCCUCUGGCAGAGUUAACUUUCUCACGUUUAAAUUUCCUCCAGCAUCUCCGGACGAGCCCUGAAGGCUACGCUCACUUCACUCUCUCUGGAGAUUACUACAACCGCGAGCUUUCAGGUUGGGAGCCCUUCAUCGAGCCUUGGCCGUGUUCGGUGUCCUGGCUGCAGCAGUCGGCCAGCCGCCUCCACCCUCCGCGGCUGAAGCUGGAGGUGAAAGCCAAGCACCGGCUGGACAUCAACGUCACGUCCGUGUUACUCGAACAAUACACCAGCACAAAGCAGUCCUGGAUGGAGGAUUACUGCAAGCACGAGAACGCGGCCGAGGAAACCGAGUCAGAGGAAUGGAUGGGCUCCUCCGUCGAUCCGCCUUCCUUUGGACAAAGCCUUCCUCUUGUCUACCUUAGAACUAGGAGCACAGCCAGUCUGACUAACCUAGAGCACCAGAUGUAUGCUAGAGCGGAAAUGAAGACCCCCAAACGCAGGCAGCCCUUCGUGCCCUUUGCGCUUCGCAACCACACCGGGUGCACCUUGUGGUUCGCCACCCUGACGACCACCCCGACCCGGGCGGCGCUCUCUCACAGCGGGAGCCCCGGCGUGAUCCCCGAGGGCAACGGGACCUUCCUGGAAGGCUUGCACAAAGUCAGCGAGUGGCGCGAAGUGCUUCCUGGGGAAGAGAUCCCCUUCGCGUUCGAGGCCAAAGGGAAACUCCGGCACAGGCACACGCAUGAUCUGCGCAUCCACCAGCUGCAGGUGAGAGUCAACGGAUGGGAACAAGUGAGUCCGGUGUCGGUGGACAAAGUCGGAAUCUUCUUCCGGUACGCGGCUCCAGACAAGAGCACCUCUUCCUCGACGAUUGGCAGCCCGGUGAACCGAACGAACAUCAUCCACCCGCAUGUUUACUUUUCUUCAUUGCCUCCAGUUCGAGUGGUGUUUGCCAUCACCAUGGAAGGCAGCGCCCGGAAGGUGGUGACGGUGCGCUCGGCCCUGAUUGUCAGGAACAAGCUGGACGUGCCCAUGGAGCUCCGCCUCGACAGCCCCUCCGCCCCCGACAAGCCGGUGGUGCUUCCGUCGGUGAUGCCGGGAGAGGCCUUUGCGGUGCCCUUGCACCUGACCUCGUGGCGGCUGCAGGCCCGGCCCAAGGGCAUGGGCGUCUUCUUCUGCAAGGCCCCCAUCCACUGGACCCACGUCCAGAAGGCCUCCGAGGUCAGCAGCAGCAAGCGCGAGUGCCACGCCAUGGGCUCCGAAAACAGCCGCUUCUUCAGGUUCUGCGUGGCCAUCAAGAAGGAGAAUUACCCGGACUACAUGCCGUCCAGCAUCUUCUCCGACAGCGCCAAGCAGAUCUUCCGCCAGCCGGGACACACCAUCUUCCUCCUCCCGACGGUGGUUCUGGCCAACUUGCUGCCCUUCGAGCUGGAGUUUUACGUGAAAGGGACACCCAUCGGCGGGACCCUCAAGCCGGGCAAAGAGGCCGUCCUGCACACGGCCGACACCGCCCAGAACAUCGAGCUCGGAGUCUCGCUGGAGAACUUCCCGCGCUGCAAGGAGCUGCUGAUCCCUCCCGGGACCCAGAACUACAUCGUCCGGAUGCGGCUCUACGACGUCAACAAGCGGCUCUUGAACCUCACCAUCCGGAUCGCGUGCCGGGCCGAAGGCUCCUUGAAGAUCUUCAUCUCCGCCCCGUAUUGGCUCGUCAACAAAACGGGGCUGCCACUCAUCUUCCGCCAGGACAACGCCAAGAUUGACGCGGCCGGCCAGUUCGAGGAGCACGAGCUCGCCCGGAGUUUGAGCCCGCUCCUGUUCUGCUACGCCGACAAAGAGCAGCCAAACCUCUGCACGAUGCGAGUCGGGAGAGGGAUCCACCCGGACGGGAUGCCGGGCUGGUGCCAGGGCUUCUCGCUGGACGGCGGGAGCGGCGUGAGAGCCCUGAAGGUCAUCCAGCAGGGAAACCGGCCCGGGCUCAUUUACAACAUCGGCAUCGAUGUCAAGAAAGGCCGAGGCCGCUACAUCGACACCUGUGUUGUGAACUUCGCCCCUCGCUACCUUCUGGAUAAUAAAUCCAAGCACAAGCUCGCCUUCGCCCAGCGGGCCUUUGCCAGAGGACAGGGAACUACGAAUCCCGAGGGCUACAUCUCCACCCUGCCGGGCUCCAGCGUGGUCUUCCACUGGCCGCGCAACGAUUACGACCAGCUGCUGUGCGUCCGGCUGAUGGACGUCCCCAACUGCAUCUGGUCCGGAGGCUUCGAGGUCAACAAGAACAACUCCUUCCACAUCAAUAUGAGAGACACCCUGGGGAGAUGCUACUUCCUGCGGGUGGAGAUCACACUCAAAGGCGCCACGUUCCGCGUCUCGUUCAGCGACACCGACCAGCUCCCGCCCCCCUUCCGCAUCGACAACUUCUCCAAGGUGCCGGUGGUGUUCAGCCAGCACGGGGUGGCCGAGCCGCGGCUGAGCACGGAGGUCAAGCCGGGGUCCUCGCUGGACUACGCCUGGGACGAGCCCACCCUGCUGCCCUACGUCACGCUGACCGUCAAGGGGGCCGGCUCCUCCGAGGUCACCUGCUGCAUGGACAACUUCCAGGACAGCAAGCAGCUCUACUACGAGAACUUCAUCUACAUCGCCGCCACCUACACCUUCUCCGGUUUGCAGGAGGAGAGCGGGAGGCCGGUGGCUUCGAAUAAGGAAGUCGAACGUGCCGAGCUUGUUCUAGACGUAUCUCUGAAAACGCAGAGGGUCAUCUUGAAGAAGAAGGAGCCGGGCAAGCGUUCCCAGCUGUGGCGCAUGACGGGGGCCGGCAUGCUGUGCCACGAGGGCUCGGCCGUCCCGCACCCGCCCAACAAGCCCUCCCCGCCACGCUCCGCAGAAUCCUCCAUGAUCCUGGACAUCGCCGGACUGGCCGCCGUCACCGAUAACAGAUACGAACCGCUGAUGUUGAGGAAACCGGACCGGCGGCGCAGCACCACACAGACGUGGAGUUUCCGGGACGGGAAGCUGGUCUGCGGCAUGCACGGCCUCGUCGUCCAGGUGAAAGGAGGCCUGUCUGGGCUGCGGGACGGAGCCGAGGUGGUCCUUGGUCCGGACACGGCCAUGGAGAUGCUGGGCCCGGUCCCUCCGGAGCAGCAGUUUGUCAACCAGAAGAUGCGGCCGGGCUCGGGCGUCCUUGUUGUCCGGGUCAUCCCCGACGGGCCCACCAGAGUCCUCCAGAUAACAGACUUCAACCAACGCAGAAACGAUCGCUUCUCGUACGAAGGGGAGGAGCUGGAGCAAGACCUGCAGAGGCUGAAGAACCCGGACACCGAGCAGGAGCUGGAAGUCCAGUUGAAACUCGAAGGCGGGGUCGGCUUAUCCCUGGUGAACAAAGUCCCCGAGGAGCUGAUCUUUGCGAGCUUCACCGGCAUCAACGUCCACUUCAUGCAACUCUCGACGAGUCAAGUGCUCGAGCUGAGCAUUCAGGAUGUGCAGGUGGACAACCAGCUCCUCCGCACGACGCAGCCGUUCAUGCUUUUCCUGACCCCGAAAUCGGGCGAAAGCGAAGCCGCCGAGACGGGCCCCGCGGUGCAGUUGAAUGCCAUGAAAUUCCCCAGUAAGAGACCUUUAACUGAUAUAUACAAGCACUUGAUGAUCACGGCUAGCAAGUUCACCGUCCAAAUCGAGGAGAAGCUCUUCCUUAAACUACUGAGUUUCUUCGGCUACGACCAGACAGAGUCAGAGGUUGAGAGUUACGACGAGAACGUCCACGAGCGGCCCGCCGACCAAGGCGGAGCCCAGAAACGAUACUAUUUUGAAAACCUCAAGAUCAGCAUGCCGCAGAUCAAGCUGAGCGUCUUCACCUCCAGCAAGCUGCCGUUGGACCUCAAGGCGCUGAAGAGCACGCUGGGCUUCCCGCUGGUCCGGUUCGAGGAUGCGGUGAUCAACCUGGACCCCUUCACCCGCGUCCACCCCUACGAAACCAAGGACUUCAUCAUCAACGAUAUCCUGAAGCACUUUCAAGAAGAGUUGCUCAGCCAAGCGGCCAGGAUCCUGAGCUCUGUCGACUUCCUCGGCAACCCGAUGGGUCUCCUCAAUGACGUCUCGGAAGGCGUGACGGGGCUGAUAAAGUACGGGAAUGUCGGGGGGCUCUUCAGGAAUGUCGCCCACGGAGUAUCCAACUCAGCCGCAAAGUUCACCGGGACGUUGUCCGACGGUUUGGGGAAGACGAUGGACAACCGGCACCAGACGGAGCGGGAAUACAUCCGAUACCACGCGGCGACCAGCGGAGAGCAUUUGGUGGCCGGCAUCCAAGGACUGGCACACGGUAUCCUUGGUGGCUUAACCAGCGUCAUCACCUCGACGGUGGAAGGCGUGAAGACGGAAGGCGGCGUCAGUGGAUUCAUCUCCGGCCUCGGGAAAGGCCUCGUCGGGACCGUCACCAAGCCGGUGGCCGGCGCGCUGGACUUUGCCUCCGAGACGGCCCAGGCGGUGAGAGAGACGGCCACGCUCACCGGUCCCAGGACGCAGGCGGAGCGGGUGCGGAAGCCGCGGUGCUGCCGGGGUCCGCAGGGGCUGCUUCCCCGGUACUCGGAGAGCCAGGCCGAAGGGCAGGAGCUGCACUACAAGCUCACCGACAACGUCCAGGAUGAGUUCUUCAUCGCCGUGGAGAACAUCGACAGCUACUGCGUGAUCAUCACGUCCAAGGCGGUCUACUUCCUCAAGAGCGGGGAGGCCAUGGACCGGGAGGCCAUCUUCCUGGAGGUCAAGUACGACGACCUCUACCACUGCCUGGUCUCCAAGGACCACGGCAAGGUCUACGUCCAGCUCACCAAGAAGGCCGUCAACUCCAGCAGCGGGGUCGCCAUGCCCGGCCCGUCCCAUCAGAAGCCUAUGGUCCACGUCACGUCCGAGGAGCUGGCGGUGAAGUUGUCUCAGGAAAUCAACUAUGCAAAAAGCCUCUUCUACGAGCAGCAGCUGAUGCUGAGGCCCAGCGAGCACCAAGAACAACUGGAGCUCGACGCCUGAGACGAGACGAGCAUCCGGAACACAUCCAGAAUAUUUCUCUGGGCAUCCGAAAUAGAUCCGGAAUAUUUUUCAAGUGUAUGGAAUAGAUCCGGAAUAUUUCUCGGCUGUCCGGAUUAUUUCUUGGACGUCUGGAACACAUCCAGAAUAUUUUUUGGUUGUCCGAAAUCGAUCUGAAUAUUUUUCGGGUGUCCGUAAUAUUUCUUGGACAUCCGGAACACAUCCAGAAUAUUUUUUGGUUGUCCGAAAUCGAUCUGAAUAUUUCUCAGAUGUCCGAAAUAGAUCCGGAAUAUUUCUCAGAUGUCCGGAACACAUCUGGAAUAUUUAUCGGGUGUCCGGAAUAUUUCUCGGGUGUCCGAAAUAGAUCUGUAAUAUUUCUUGGACAUCCGGAACACAUCCGGAAUAUUUUUUGGUUGUCCGAAAUCGAUCUGAAUAUUUCUCGGGUGUCCGAAAUAGAUCCGAAAUAUUUCUCGGACGUCCGAAAUAGAUCGGAAAUAUUUCUUGGGCAUCUGGAACACAUCCGUAAUAUUUCUCGGGUGUCUGAAAUAAAUCUGGAAUAUUUCUCGGGCAUCCGGAACACAUCCGGAAUAAUUCUCGAGUGUCCAAAAUAGAUCUGGAAUAUUUUUUGGGCAUCCAGAAGACAUCCGGAAUAUUUCUCGGGUAUCUGAAAUAGAUCGGAAAUAUUUUUCGGGCAUCCUGAGUACAUCCAGAAUAUUUCUUGGGUGUCUGGAACACAUUCGGAAUAAUUCUCGGAUAUCCGAAAUAGUUCCGGAAUAUUUCUUGAAGAGACCCCGGGUCUUGGCACUUUUUACGCUCAAGAGACUCCUUUGGUAUACAUUCAGCCCUGUAUUUUCUUACCGUUUUUUUGUGCGUGUGUGUAUAUAUAUACAUACCUAUAUACGUAUAUAUCUAUAUAUCUAUACAUACAUGUAUAUGUAUGUACAACCCGCGAUACGUGUAAAUACGGAAAAGGGCACAGCAGGGUUUUGGGCGGGAGUGUAUAAAGGUCUAUCCCGUGUAAAGAAAUUAAUAAGAGUUCUACGGAGUUUUCUAUUGCACUGACGUGUUUUCCAAGACAGCACAUACAUACAUGUAUGUAAAAAUAGUAAAUAUUAUUCUGGUUUUGUACCUGAGAAGGUGCCGAUCCACACUGGAAGGUUGCCCGGAUGGCUUAGAAGUUGAGUUAUAUGCAAACCAAACAGUACAAAGUCCACCUAUAUAUAUAUAUAAAUCGAUAUACACGAAAAAUCGGAUUUCCGAUAUGUUUCGUGCAUCCGAGGUGCACUGGGGAGGAGGAGACGUUGCCUUGAAGCUUCGCCUUUCAACGCAAGGAAAGAAGGGGAAGCACUCGACAAAAACGCGCACAAAAAGUAUUCGCCUUAAAUCGUAACUCGGACCGGGGACGGGGCGGAAGAUUUCGACAAUCGCAGCGUCGGAAAGUUCGUAAAGUUUGGUUCUGUAGUCUGUGGGUUAAUAAAAUACUACUGCUGCUA